Geodia barretti is the source of this 1153-nucleotide messenger RNA. NCBI's taxonomy places the organism in Eukaryota, Metazoa, Porifera, Demospongiae, Tetractinellida, Geodiidae. The record is from the annotation of a GenBank genome assembly.
AAAAAUUACGUCAUUGCAAUUUACAUUACCAGCAGUCAUGGGGUCUGUUUAUCUGUUGUCGGUCACGACGACCGUGCAUUCAUGACCUCUUUACCACCUAGUUGACAGUCUGCUGCUGCCGCACAGGAGCUCAGAAGAGAAGCAGGGGGAAAUGAUAACGAUCGGGCCUCAACGGAUCCACCACUCGCCAUUCGCGCCUCUCACGGCCCGCCCUGCACCGAGAUCUCAGCCCAGCAACAAGCGCCCUCAUCCAGCGGCCUCGCUCGACCAGCAGCAGUCCGCGGAAGCCGGAGCAAUGAGCAGUAGGAGCCACCAAAACGGUCGAAACAACGGCAGGAGAAGCAACGGUUCGGUUAGUGCAAGAACAAUGGACGGCGGCGGAGCGUGCCCGCCGCGGUUCGAGCGGACCGUGAGGGAGGAGAGAAGACAGUCGGGAAGCGGCAUGCAGACCAUGCAACAGCACCAGCACCGAGAAGGAGGAGGAGGGAGCAGCGCGGAGCCUCGAAACACUGAACAAAAGUCGCGCAGUCUCGCUACCCCUCCGGCGGUCUUGGACGGCGGCUCUGCAGCGGCAGCGCUCUCGGAGAAUGGGCGGGAAAGUCGCUCAUCCGUCUCGGAGAGCAGUGGGAGCGGGAGACGCCAGCCCCAGCCGUCUCAGAGGCAGCAGUACAGCACAAGAAGGUGGACCAAGGGAGCUGGUGGAGGAAGCUCAAGUGGAUCAGGCCCAAAUUCACCAAGACAACCAGGAGGCAGGCCUGGCAGGUAAAACCUGUUUGUUGUUAACUAAUUUGAUCUUAACAAUGCCAAUGCCCCCUUCAUCAGUGAAUUUAACAGUGUUGGCUUUGUUUCCGACUCAAUUUGUGCCGCUAUUCAUGAAUUUUCAUUGAAACAAUUUUUUUAUUAAAGAGGAAGCUUGUGUGUCGAUGUGUUUUUUAUUGGAAGAAUUUUGGCUUAUUUUCUCUGGGGUUUUCGGUAUAUAAAGUAGUACUCUCCGCAGUACAGAGUAUGGAAGCCUUAUGUAUGUCGUGGACAGUUAGAGACGCAUGUUGUUUGCGAACGAACAUGUACACACAAACAGAACACGUCUACAAAACAGACUAGACGCAUGUGUGUAUAGUACAGUAACUGUAUGUUGUAAGGAGCUGUAUGUAAU